UUUUUUUUUUUUUGAGGUUAUUGUCAAAUAUGUUUACCGAAGAAGAGUUUAAAGACAUGGAAGGAUUGAAAAGAGGGUCAGGUUUCCUUGAGGUUAAGUGUAGGUGCACCAGCAAAAAAUAUGGUGAUACCAUUGGGAGGCUUAGGGUUUUCACCAGUGGCCAAUUUCUGAUAUCCUGCGAAUGCACUCCAGCUUGCGACGAAGAGAAAUUGACGCCUUAUGAUUUCGAAAAACAUUCUGGGAAAGAAGGGACCAGGAAAUGGAAGAGCCACAUUUGGGUGGUGAUGAAGAAUAAGAAGGUUCCUUUAUGGAGGACUGCUCUUCUGAAAUACUACAAACAUGCAGCAAACGGAGCCAACGAGCUAAAUAGCUUGCGAGCCAAGCGCCUUUUCCAUCGUGACGAGUUCAUUCGUUGCACCAGGUGCAAGAAAGAACGCCGGUUUCGGCUCCGGACCAACGAGGAAUGUCGUGUUUACCAUGAUGCUUUGAAUGCAAGGAGGUGGAGGUGUACUAACUGGCCGUACGACAAAAUCACCUGCAAAGAUGAAGAAGAACGAGCAAGCAGGAAGUGUUGCAGGGGCUGCCCUCAAUCUCCGACGUGCAAAGGUUGUACUACUUGUGUCUGUUUCGGCUGCCUCAAGUGCCGUUUUCUUGAUUGCAAGUAUCGCACUUGCGUCGACUUUUCUAAAUGA
Molecule: messenger RNA, 692 nt
Organism: Hibiscus syriacus
Lineage: Eukaryota; Viridiplantae; Streptophyta; Magnoliopsida; Malvales; Malvaceae
Product: protein ULTRAPETALA 1-like
Exons: 3
Coding region: 30-692 (220 amino acids)
Cellular component (GO): cytosol; nucleus
Source: RefSeq, a predicted model, not a curated record